This is a messenger RNA of Xylaria bambusicola, 1177 nucleotides long. RefSeq names its product COP9 signalosome. Lineage: Eukaryota; Fungi; Ascomycota; Sordariomycetes; Xylariales; Xylariaceae. Gene Ontology annotation, cellular component: cytoplasm; eukaryotic translation initiation factor 3 complex. The transcript is spliced from 3 exons. Gene Ontology annotation, molecular function: ribosome binding; translation initiation factor activity. Gene Ontology annotation, biological process: regulation of translational initiation. The record is from RefSeq and is a predicted model, not a curated record. Bases 205 to 915 code for a protein of 236 amino acids.
AAUCCUACCCUUGAGGGGGAAAGGGUCAAAGCUGGACAAUGGAACGGGAGUGGAGUCUAAUGGCACCUAACUAUACCCUUGGGGGCUUAGCGCGCACAAGGCGACUGAAAUCUCCCAAACUGCCCCACCACCUGUGCACCGCACCACGGCAAUUUUGAUCUUUUCCGACCAUCGUCAAGAAACCUCGCGAUCACACACGUCAAGAUGGAUUCCGAAGACCCUCAGGAGCGCCCUGAUGGAAUUAACAGCAUCAUCAAUGGCCUAGAGCGGUACAACCCCGAGGCAGUACCCAAUCUAGAGGAUUAUGUGCGCCACCAGUGCGAAAACAGAUAUACAGACUCGAAUGCGAAUAGGACACUAUUGAAGCUAUACCAGCUCAACCCAGAUCGCGUCAAAGAUGAGGUCAUAACAAACGUUCUCGUCAAAGCAUUGACAUGCUUUCCCUCACCACAAUUCUCCCUCGCACUUCACCUCAUUCCACCAUCUGUCCUCGCUCCCGCAAAUACCCGGAACGAGGAACUCCCUGAGGCCGUAGGAAAACUGCGUCUCCUCAACGACCAGCUGCAAGGCGCGAAGUAUGCCCGCUUUUGGGCCACGUUAGACUCAGAUGACUUGUACGCCGACCUCAUAACUGAUGUCGAUGGAUUUGAAGAGCUUGUGCGCGUACGCAUCGCUACCCUCGUUAGCCACGCCUACCGUGAGAUAGAUCUCCCUAUACUAGAGCAAUGGCUUGGUAUGGACGGCGACGCAGCACAGAAGUUCAUCACCGAGACGGCAGGAUGGACUGUCGAUGGCGGGCUGGUCAAGAUCCCCAAGAACCCUGAAAACGAGGCCAAAAAGUCCGAGGUCCGCGAGGAUGUGAACGUCGAGAUGUUCUCAAGAGUAAUUCGUCGGGCUUGGGAAGAAACAGCGUAAAUUCAAUUUCUGGGGUGAGACGGAACAUGGUUUGGGAUCUACACGAAAAAGGGAUGAAGAAUCCGGUUCAUGGCGUUGGGGGUGCAUUCUCUUACAGCGCACAACUCGAAGAAUCCUCGUGAUACUUUCGAAGGCUUUGGCGCGGCUCAUGGUCUAUGCCGGUCAAAGAGUACCGUUACGAGCAAACUGAAAUGAAUAAAUGAAGUAAACAAAAUCCUGAACAGAAUAUGCUCAAGAAGCAACAAUUCGCUCUGAUUAGAUU